This is a messenger RNA of Acanthoscelides obtectus, 2470 nucleotides long. The record is from the annotation of a GenBank genome assembly. Lineage: Eukaryota; Metazoa; Arthropoda; Insecta; Coleoptera; Chrysomelidae.
UUUAAAUCUGCCAAUUUAAUUUUAACAUUUUUGUCUUAAGCAGACCUUCAUGAUGAAACUUUAGCGUCAUGAUAUAAACUUUACAUUAUAGUAUAGUAAAUAAUAAAACAGCCACGAAGUUAAAAUUCUGGAUACCAAUACAUCAAUUAAUCGUAUUUUGCACAGAAGAAGCUGCAUGUAUCUUUAAGCACGUAUAUCUCUCCAAACAAUGAGUGUUUUUUGGUUUUAUUCAAACAAGAUAAUAAAAUUACAAAAAGACAAGAGGCCAAAUGCAUAUUAAAGUUAACAAGAAAAUUGCUACAAUAUUCAAGACACCACGAAGUCAACAGGAUAUGAAGACUUUAGAAACUGGUUCAAACCGAAGUUGUUAAUCAAAAUGUUUAUUCCACUAGGUAUAGAGUGUUGUAGGCGUAUAAGCACAUAAGCAGGCCUUGGUUAAACUACAAGAAAUAAUUAUGUCUUCUUUUCACUAAGAAAAAUUUCAUCGCAACCCUGAGUUUACAGUUUAUACCCAAACGUACGCACAAUGACGAUUUUAAAUUUUAAGCUUUAUUUUACAUCGUGGUCGAAAUAGAAACAUGGAGACAAGGUUUCGAUACUAGACAGAAGAAGAAAACGAAUACAUAAAAUAGUACAAUAAAAGUUUGUUAUUAUGGAAUUGAAUUACGAUUCUUCUAACUAUCCAGUAUAUGCUGGGACAGUGGAGAAUUCAUGCUUUGUUGAGGAAUGAAUGAAUUCUGAAUACAUGCGACUUCUGAUAUUUUGAAUGUGGGUAUGCAUACUUCUAGUCGUUGGCCCAGAAUUGUCCAAACUUGAAAAUCUAUUCACCCUGUAUGUGGGUUUUCAUUGGAGUAAUCUAUUAUUUUUUAUAUUUAAUCAAUAAAAUGAUUGCAAGCUUAACACUGUUUCAACAACAAAAAAGUAAUAGUAUGAUAUAUCAACUAUUCAGAAUAUAAGGUGUAUCAAAAUAAGACAAUAGAAAGAGACAUCGAUUACCAGAAUAGGCCAUUAUCGCAUUGUCAGCCGGGUCACCACUGUGGCCGCUAGAUGCCCUCGAUUCUGGCGCUACCUCCGUCCGUCCAUAGACGGCCAACCAUGGUCAGAUGAGCAAUGUUUCGUGCUAUUUGGCAACUCAUCAGUAUGUUUUAGGAUUGGUAUCAGGCUGUCAAAUGCGGACUGCGAUUCAGUUCCAGCAGAGAGUUUGCUGUUUCACUCUCGCAGCUGUCGAUUCUGGUAGUAGAUGGCGCUUUGUGCUAUCGAUAGACCUCAUAUCCUGGAUAGAGCCUGAUUACUCAGUUUUAGUUUGUUGUCCUAUCUGAGACCAAGCCUAGACCAUGCUGAUGAGUUUCCAAAAAAGUACUAAGCAGUUGUCCAGGGGUUUGUGGUCGGACGGACGAAAACUAUGUAAUACUUUGUUCAAUUGCGAGUAGACCAUAUCUACUAGCAUCAUCCACAGUGGUGACUCGGCUGUCAAAUACGAAAUGGGAAACUUGUUCCAACAGACAACUUGCUGUCUUAUUUCAAAUGAGACUAAAUAUCUCGACAUUCAGCUGACCUCAAUCAAUUGUUCCAAAUUAUGUUAUAAACUACCUAAUCUCUACUAUAUCCACAUUCUUUGAAAGGAAAUGAUAUGAAAUGUAUUAACACCGAUGGGGGACAUCCAACAAGCAUUCACGAAGAACCAAAUCAAACCAGACGUAGUGUCCGAUGUACCUGAGAAGACGAUUGAAGUCAAGUACAAGAAUGGCAAGGAUGUCAAGCUUGGCAACGAGUUGACUCCCACUCAGGUUAAAGAUAAGCCUGAUGUGAAGUACGAGGGGCAGGCAGAUGCUUAUUACACAUUGAUCAUGACCGAUCCCGAUGCGCCAAGCAGGAAGAAUCCAACUAGGAGGGAAUGGCAACAUUGGCUGGUUGUAAACAUUCCGGGAACCAACGUCAAUGCAGGUGAAACGAUCAGCGAAUAUGUAGGAUCUGCACCACCUAAAGGCAGUGGACUCCACCGUUACGUUUUUGUACUCUACAAACAACCAGGAAAGGUUCAGUACAACGAGCCCAAACACAGUGCCACAGACGGAAACAGGGGUAACUUCAACACAAACAACUUCGCGAAGAAGUACAAUCUUGGAAAGCCCAUCGCAGGAAACUUCUUCCAGGCUCAAUGGGACGACUAUGUUCCUACAGCCCACAAAAAGUUGGGAUUCUAAGCAGAAAGUUCGUUGAAUGACAUUCAAUGUGAGGUGUAAGUGUCAUUAAUUUUGGAUAUUGUUAUAAUAAUAUGAAAUAUACCGAUAUAAACUGACGAAUUGUGUCUCAAUCAGAAAUAUGUAAUAUUGAUCUGAUUCGAGUUUGGAAUAUACGUUUUGUGUUAGUUAUGUGAGGAAGGUUUCUGUAUUUGAAAUAAAAUUGUCUGCUGAUAUUUUGUUGUAUGCUUCAGUUUAUAGUUACAAAAUAAAUAAUUUUAUCUAUAUGA